Molecule: messenger RNA, 4741 nt
Organism: Myxocyprinus asiaticus (Chinese sucker)
Lineage: Eukaryota; Metazoa; Chordata; Actinopteri; Cypriniformes; Catostomidae
Product: transmembrane protein 145-like
Exons: 15
Coding region: 121-1764 (547 amino acids)
Biological process (GO): response to pheromone; cholesterol metabolic process; triglyceride catabolic process
Cellular component (GO): cytosol
Molecular function (GO): sterol ester esterase activity; triacylglycerol lipase activity
Source: RefSeq, a predicted model, not a curated record
GGACGCGCAUCUGGCAACCACACUAAGCAGAUCUCCGUAUAGUCCGUCAGCCUUCCUGCUCACAGAAUAUUGGAAGGAGAGUACAGAGACGGUACGGAGAGAGCCGGUGAACAGGUAAAAAUGGAGAAAGUAUUAGGACUCGCUGUGGUAUCCAGUAUUUUAUGUGUCGGAUCGGUUUUGGGAAAAUACGUCAGAGGCAUCGUCAAUACAAAAGAGGACUGGGUGUUCCUCACAAGGUUUUGCUUCCUGACUGAUUUUGGAAGAUUGGACUUUAAAUUCCGAUACCCCAAGUCCCGUUGCUGUCAGAACAUAUUGCUCUACUUUGAUGAAAGCUCUCAAUGGCCAGCUGUGUACAAGAGGCCGGACAAGGACUGUUACCAGAAAGAGUCAGUACUGAGGCCUGAAAACAACCAGGUCAUCAACCUGACCACCCGCUAUACCUGGUCUGGCUGUAUGGUUGAAGGAGAGGGUAAUGAGGAGAUGCUGAGUUGUGUAGGAGGUCGAAGUUUUCGCUCAGUCAGAGAGAGAUGGUGGUACAUCGCCCUCAGCAAGUGUGGGGGAGAUGGGCUACAGUUGGAAUAUGAAAUGACAUUAACCAAUGGACAAUCUUUCUGGACCCAGCACUUCUCUGCAGAUGAAUUUGGCAUUCUGGAGACAGAUAUCACAUUCUUGGUCAUAUUCGCCACUGUGUUUACCCUCUCUUGUUAUUUUGCUUAUAAUUUAAAAGGAAGACAGCUGCUCCAUACGACCUAUAAGAUGUUUAUGACUGCGGCUGGAGUCGAGGUCUUAAGCCUGCUAUUCUUUUGCAUUUACUGGGGUCUUUAUGCCAGAGAUGGUGUCGGGAAUGGCAGUCUGAAGAUAUUAGGAAAAUUACUCUUUUCUGUGAGCUUCCUGAUUUUCCUGCUUAUGCUGAUUCUCUUGGGAAAGGGAUUCACAGUUACCAGGGCAAGAAUAAGCCACAGUGGCUCUGUCAAACUAUCCAUUUAUAUGACAGUGUACACCAUCACCUACAUCAUCCUCUUCAUAUACGAAGCAGAGUUCUUUGAUCCAGGCGAGGUGCUCUAUGCUUAUGACAGCCCUGCAGGGUAUGGUCUAAUGGGUUUGCAGCUACUUGCAUACGUAUGGUUCUGCUACGCUGUGCUGGUGUCGCUCAAACACUACCCUGAAAAACAACCUUUCUACUUUCCCUUCUUCACUGCAUAUACUCUGUGGUUUUUUGCUGUUCCAGUCAUGGCUCUGAUUGCCAACUUUGGCAUCUCUCGCUGGGCCAGGGAAAAGAUUGUGAAUGGCAUCCAACUUGGAAUCCAUCUUUAUGCCCAUAUUGUGUUCCUAGCCAUCACACGUCCUUCAGCAGCCAAUAAGAACUUUCCCUACCAUGUGAGGACAUCUCAAAUAGGCAUUCUUCUCUCCAGUCCUAAAGGCAUGGGAGCAGAAAGCUUCCCUCAUCUUGCUUAUGGGAACAGUUCUUUCCUGGGAGACUCGCAGCCAAACUUCACAGAGCUCUUCUCCAUCCAUACUCCAGAUCCCGUUAAGACGAUAGAUGAGGUGGUGGCCCAGAAGGGACAGGAAGUGCCAAGAAACAGUGAGCAUAAGAUCAUCACCACAAUGGCAGACCUGUCUACCUUUUCCCCUUUUCCUCCUCCCAUACCACCACGUAGCUCUGCCCACUCCCCGCAUCCUCCCAGAUUAACGUCUCACUUCACAGAGUAUUUUAGUAUGCAAGGGGCCAUAGGGAUGGGUUCCAAUGCCUAUAGCAGGCCAUAGAGGAACAGGCAUGUGGAGAAGGGACAGAGCAUGAAUAUCUACUUUUGAACAUCAAUGAGGUGAAAACGGUUUAAAUAUUUCAAAAGAUUAGGUAAAGACAAGCGUGAAAAAGGAAGCCAUUUAAAAAAAAAAAAAAAAAAAAAAUUACUGAAACUUCUGUAUCUUGAAUUUGUAACGAGAAAUGCAAGGUGCGGAAUGAAGAAAGAGAGCGGGGCAUUACCCACUCCCUUUGCUCCUAAAAAAUAAGAAGCAAUACAUAUUUUAGUGAGACGAGAGAAUCAUUAGAGAUGUAAUAUACAGUGCAGGCAGUGCAAUAGAGUGUCAAGAGAUAGCGGUGGAUCUAGAAUAGAGAUAUUUAAUGCUUAAUGUGAAAAAGUACAGUACAGUGAGCUCUUUUUUUUAAUGCUUUGUUAAUUUCAAGUGGUGCUGUAAUAUUUGAAUUUCCAUGCCAUUUUAAUGACACAGAACCAAGUAUCCAUCUCUCUCACUAGAUGCAGUGACACAUUUUUGUUUUUUUGAGAAUUUAUUUACAUAAUUUGUCUGUAAAGUUGAGCUCAUUUAGGGUUUAUAUAUUUAUUCACAUUGAAUACAGCUAGAUAAUUUGCAAACUGUUGUUAAACUGCAAUGGCAAGUUAACGUGAACAGCUAGGCAGUUUUGUAUACCAUGCAUGUUUGUGCUUUGUCUACAUUCUGAUAUAGUCAAUGUUGGAUGUGCCUAGAUUUCAGUACUAUCAGUCUUCAUUUUGUAUGCAGUACACACUGUGUAUAGUUAUGUAGAGAAUAUUUAACUCAAGCAGAUGAUGGAUGAGGACAUGCCAACUUCCCAGUCUGUCUGUUUUAUCCACUCCAUACUAACAGCUUAAUACAGUGUAUGGGUGUGUGUAGUUAAAAAAAAAAAAAAAAAAAAAUCUCAUUUAACUGAACUUGACAGAGCUGUUCACUGCAUGAAUGUGUGGAGUUCAGAUUAAAUAUUUAAAUUUUGUUGCACUUUUUAACAAUUACAGAAUGUUUUACACUCACCCACAUUGGAUCAGUCAGUCAAAAGUAAUGUCAGAAGUUUCAUUCAGUCCACUGGUUGGUUGUUUACUUGAGUGUCCAGUUAAUUUAUAACUCCACACUUACAGAUACACUUUUUAUUAACUGCAUGGAGCACUUUACUAUUCUACAUACUUGUUUCAUUACCCAUUGUGACCCUUGCAAAUGCACCCAUAAUGCAAUACGGUGUAUUACACAAUUUUAUAAUGUACAGGUAAAUGUUUUAUCUGUAAAAAUGUUCUUUAUUACAAAUGUUAUUUAAUUUUUUUUCACAACAAUUGAUUGUGGGCCAUAUUUCUGUUACAUAUCAAUAUCAGCAAAUCCUACAGAGAAUACGCCUGGAAUCAAAAUGUUUUAAAUGUAAUCCUAUAUGUUAUGUACAUAAUGGCAUAUUUAUAUUUUAAAAAAAAAUUAUUUUUUUUUUAAGAGAAGGACCAUAAUUGAAGAAUCAUAAAAGCUAGGUUCCAGUGGUUUAAGUUUUUAUUAAUAGAUGUGCUUUGGGCCUAAAUCUGUUGCAUUUUUUAACACAGAACUUGAUCUGACUAGAAGCCACCAGAAAAGCAGGUGAUUUUAAAUGGCAUUUACAUUUUUUCCAUCUUUUAAGUGAGAGUGCACAAAGCAGAGAAGAGAGAGCACACCUUUUGAAUGUAGAUAUUAGCACAGUAUAUUUGGGCAGCACAGAACGAUCCAGUUAAGCACAUUUUUGUUGCACAUGUUCAUACUGAAUGCAUUUUAAUAGUGUCAAAUGGCUAGGCAAGACAUACUCUUUUUGCCAAAUUAAAAUGAUCUGGUUUACUAUAUGGCUUGAUUGUAUUUUUUUGUAUGUCUUAGUUUUAUUUUGUAAUUAUAUUAACUAUGAGGAAAUGUAACUCUACAGCUCCAGUGCACACCAACUGCUGAUCAAAUCAGCAAUCUCAUUUAUUUGCCAAACAUUCGUAUGUUUAUAGGGUGAAUCCAUGAAAAUUUUGCAAAGUUUUGAAAUGUUAUCUCAAAGUCAAAAAGUGACCCAAUUUACUGGAAUUCACCAAACAUUAAAAAUAUAUAUAUAAAAAAAAAAAUCCAAAAAAAAUCUGGGGGCUAAAUCUGGGGGCCUGGGUAGCUCAGUGGUAAAAUACGCUGGCUACCACCCCUGGAGUUCGCUAGUUCGAAUAGGGAGAGUAGAGUCACAUGGGGUAACCUCCUCGUGGUCGCUAUAAUGUGAUUUGUUCUCGGUGGGGCGCCUGGGUUGCUGCGGUAGAUGGCGUGAGCCUCCACACGCGCUAUGUCUCUGUGGCAACGCGCUCAAUAAGCCACGUGAUAAGAUGCGCGGGUUGACUGUCUCAGACUCGGAGGCAACUGGGAUUCAUCCUCCGCCACCCGGACUGAGGCGAAUCACUAUGCGACCACGAGGACUUAGAGCGCAUUGGGAAUUGGGCAUUCCAAAUUGGGAGAAAAGGGGGAAAAAUCUUACUAACUGUAAGUUAAAAAGUCCACCUACACAAAUGUGUUUUCUCUUGUAGUGGUACUGAAUGUUGCUUUCAAACAGCUAGUUUAAAACCCUCUAAAAUGUUAAUUAUUUUUGUAAAUUUCAUCUUCAAAUUCGUACUAUACCUGCUGGGUUAACAUAAUAUCAACACACCGGCAUACAUUAAGACAAGGGUCAACUCUAUGAAUGUGAAAUUUAACUGCAAAAUUUAAAGUUUGUUCACAGGCCAAAUGUAUGAUUCAUAAAUGUGAGGUCAGGGCAAGUUUACACAUUUUUAAUGAGGCUCUCACAUAUUAUUGAAAUUAAAUGUAUACAAAAGUUAAACAUGAAUACAAUUAAUACAAUAUUUGUUGGUCAAAACAAUGGUUUGCACUUUUUUUGUAUGUUACCAGUUAUAUUUUGCUGUUUCGUGAAUUGUUUUAGGUUUCAUAAUUGUUUUACAGUUUACAUUUGGCUGAAAAGCCUAUAAUAGUAGGG